CUACAUCAUCACUUCUACCAUAUCUAACAAUUCACAUGCAAAGUAUAGGCUUAACAAUUGAAGAAAUCGCCAUAAUUUAUUUAGCACUGCCGUUUACGACGUUUUUAAGCCCUCCGCUUACAGGUUUUUUGGUGGAUAAGUUUGGCAAGUACAAACCAGUCGUAGUUAUGAGUUUACUGCUAAAUGCAGUUUUUCAUCAUUCAUUGAUGAUGAUACCACAACAAGAAAUACCCGGUGCUGUGCCGAAAGCUUAUGUCAUGAAGCAUCCGAUGACAAACGCUGUUGAGGUCUGGUGGUCACCAUGUCCAAGUCGCGAGUGUCCAGAAGAGGAAGGAAUUGAUAUUGUUGUUGAUCAGUGUUUAGAUCAUUGUUUAUUGCUCGAACAAAAUCCGAAAAUUGAAAUAAUUGCACCGCCAACAAAAAGCCCGAUGCGACCACCGGUUACAGAAGAUAAUGGAGACAUUGACGAUCUUAACUUCCAUUUGAGCAAACAUAAGCAUAAAGACAUCAAAGGUCAUUAUUCAUCAACAACAACGUACUCAUCAACUACAGAACCGCCGACGACGACGAGUAAACUAAAUGAAACGCUUGAGAAUCAAAAUGUAACGAGUGAAGAAGAAGGAGGUUGGGUGCUAGCAGAUGCAGAUGAUGCGGCACAUUUUCUACUUGACCUGCAUCCGUAUCUUGGUCCUCCAAAAGAAAAUCUUGGUAUUGUUGUCGAACAAGACGAUAACGAAACGGUGACUGACUUCAAAACCAGAUUCGGUGAAAAAUUGCUCUGGGACAAUUUUGUAAAUGUGACUGAACUUGAAGAAGGUGAUCUACGAUGUGGCGGUUUGGUUGUAUUAACAAAUAUGUCCGGCAUCAGUAAUAAUCGCUUGAAUGAGUUGGCGGCCGAUUGUAUGGUUCAAGAAUGUGCGUUUAGACAUGGUGGCCCCGAGAUGUGUCCGUAAGUGGUGUCUAUGUCU
Messenger RNA from Contarinia nasturtii (swede midge), 968 nucleotides. RefSeq lists its product as uncharacterized. Gene Ontology annotation, cellular component: membrane. The record is from RefSeq and is a predicted model, not a curated record. The transcript is spliced from 4 exons. The annotation marks the transcript as partial. Lineage: Eukaryota; Metazoa; Arthropoda; Insecta; Diptera; Cecidomyiidae.